AUGGCGAACACGAACACCGAUCUAAUCGAAGAAGACGCCGCCGACUUGCAGUUCCCCAAAGACGAUGACCUCUCAGCGUCUUCUAGCGCUAAUAUUUUCGAAACCAACGAUUCGACUUAUUGCGCAAAUUGUUUUUGUGAAGUACGAAGUAAGUACAUAUCGUGUGAACAGUGCAAAGUGCCUAUAUGUUUGAGUUGUUUCGCGAACGGAGCGGAGUUCUCCAAUCACAAGAACGACCACGAUUACCGGAUUUUCUCCACGAAUUUCGUGCUAUUCGAACGGUCCGAUUGGACCGCCGAGGAGGAGCUGAAGCUGCUCGACGCCAUCAGCAACUACGGCAACUGGGCCGGCGUCGCCGAAGAACUACCCAACAGGAAUUUAAACGAUAUAAUCGAACACUACGAUUACUUUUACCUAGACAGAAAAGGCUGUGAUAAGUUUCCGAAACCCAAAGAUCGAAACGCCGAAUACAGAGAAUCAGUCGUACCUUUUAGAUUCAAUUUAGAGGAUACCGAUGAGCCCCCUCGAUACCUAUCGAACACCAUAGGUUUUCAAUCUCUAGCCGGUUACAAUCCGGCCCGAUCGGAUUUCGAAAACGAAUUCGACAAAGGCGCCGAAGACAUUUUAUCUAACGUUGAACUAAUCGAUCAUAACGAUCCCCAGCAUGAGCUCUUGUCCAAACUGCAAUGCUCGUUAGUGCAAAGUUACAACCGCAGGUUGUCGAGGAGGCAAAAAUGGAAGGAUUUAAUCAGAGAUCACGGUUUGCUGUUGCUGAGGAAGACCUACUCGUGGUUGAAGCGAUACGAUUGCACCAUACACAAGAACGUUUACGAGAGAAUGCUUCGAUUCAUGCAAGUCAGCGAUCCGUUCAAGUUCGAUAUGCUCAUGGAAGGUUUGCAUAGGGCCGGCGAACUGAAAUUGCAAAUAUCGAGGUUGAUAAACUUGAGAAAACUAGGCAUCACGACCUUAGCAGGGGGCCGGCUCUACCUCAAGCUAAACCACCUCCACGAAACCAACAGGAAAUCCCUCAAAGCCUUCCGAUCGAACUCUUCGUUCAACUGGAAGAACGUCAAAGAACCCAACUUGAACAUGAUCAGCAAACUCAACAAACGAAGGACUUUCAUGCCGAUCGAAGUGACCGGAAUGCCGGGUUACACGAAGCUGUCGCAGAAAGAAAUUGAUUUGUGCAGCACCGCUCGAUUGGUACCGGUCAGUUAUUUCCAAUUGAGAGAUACCUUAAUAGCUGAAUAUAAAAGGAGCGGAUCGGUGACGUUGCAAACUGCCAGGAAAUUGUUGAAAAUCGACGUUAACAAAACGAGGAAGUUGUACGAUUUUAUGUUAGAAGAGGGGUAUAUUAAUAAACCUGCCACUUGA
Molecule: messenger RNA, 1374 nt
Organism: Phyllotreta striolata
Lineage: Eukaryota; Metazoa; Arthropoda; Insecta; Coleoptera; Chrysomelidae
Source: the annotation of a GenBank genome assembly